GCGCGCAGCGUGGCCGCCGCCGCCAGUCCCGCCGAGGCAUCCCGCGCCGCACCGGGCCUGGCUGGGCUGGGGGCGCCGUUGCGACAGCCGGGAGGGGAGGCAGGGCCCAGGACGCGAGGUGGCGACAAGUCGCGUUUGGCCCCAGGGGCUGUGGGGUCACCUUUUCCUCUCUCCUGCCACCCCAAGGCAUCUGCAUUGUGUGUUAUGCAAUGAGAGAGCACCUUGGCCUGGACCUCAAGCAACCCAGACCCACGUUCUAGUUCUGCCUUUGUCAUGUCCUAGAGCAAUGGUCUCAGAUCACUCCCUGGUGCCACAGCAGCUGAGUGUGCCUCGAAUCUGAAGAAAAUCUACACGGUACAAACAGUGCAGAUAUUCUGGAGCGUGUACAAUAACAUCCCUCCUGUGACCAGCUUGCCUUUGAGAUGCAGUUAUCACUUAAUGAGAGGAGAGAGACGACCACUUUGGGAGGAGGAGAGUAAUGCAAAGGGUGGCGUGUGGAAGAUGAAAGUUCCCAAGGACAGCACGUCUACAGUUUGGAAAGAAUUGUUGUUAGCGACCAUUGGGGAACAAUUCACAGACUGUGCUGCAGCAGAUGACGAGAUUAUAGGAGUCAGCGUGAGCGUUCGGGACCGAGAGGAUGUCGUCCAGGUCUGGAAUGUCAACGCCUCACUAGUGGGAGAAGCUACUGUACUGGAAAAGAUCCACCAACUCCUGCCCCACAUAUCUUUUAAAGCAGUGUUUUAUAAACCCCAUGAAGAGCAUCAUGCUUUUGAAGGUGGACGUGGAAAACACUAAUUGCACUCUGUAAAGAAUUCUUUGUCCUUUGCUGAUUGGUUUUGGAAACGGUCUUAACAGGAGGGAGAGUGAAGAGAAGACUUGCCGAAGCCCGAUGCUGGUCCAUUUAGAGUGGGUUUCUGUCCUUGCAGUCUGGGCGAUUAGGACUCAAAGUGGCAGGUGGGGUUGGGGAAGAAUGUGCGGGUUUCUGCCAUCAUAUCACUUGCUUUAAAAAGAAAAGAAAAGGAAGGAAGGAAGGAAGGAAGGAAGGAAGGAAGGAAGGAAGGAAGGAAGAAAAAACUUUUUUUUUAAAGCUUUCCAAAUUCUCUGGGUUUUUUGCACUCCUCCCCUCCCCAUAAGAUUCCGUAUUCAGGGUAAUUAUUGUUUUCUGCACACCCUUUCAUUGAGGCAUAAGAAUUGGGUUUCCCCUUCAGUGACUACUGUACCUUGUUAAGGAACAUCUGCAUAAUCGCCACAGGGCUGCCUGUGAAGCCACAGGGCACCGGGAGGAAGCCUAGCCUAGCAAACCCCCUUUUCUGAUAAAUUGUUGUGACACUUCCCUGCAUACUGUGAGCUGGGCAUUGUUUCUUUUGUGUGUGUUCCAUAGAAAGCAUACUCACUGACAGCACACACAUCUUAAAGCCCCUUUAAAAAGCAGUAUAAGGAAAAGAAAUUGUUGGUUUGCCUAAAGUGAAAACUUUCAUCACAAUUGGGGGUCAGGCUCCAAAUCAAACUCUAGACUUUUGGGGCUAACGGUGCAAGUAUUUCUAACCAGAAUCCCAUAUCUGACCUUUUCAACAAAAGCCCCGUGAUUUGUCCUGAGAGGAAGCCUUAUAUAUCUGAUUUAUAGAGGAGGCGGUGCGUAUUACUUGUAAGGCAUAGAGCUUCUUCAAAGUUGCAGCAUGUUUACCCAAACCAAUUCUCACAUCUUUUGUUAAGUGAGCCCUCUGUCCUGCCCGUGUCACGUGUUCUUUCUGAAAACCUGAAGGCCUUACAGACAGCAUAAGCGUCUUCCCCCUUCAUCUGCACACUAUUGCAGGAAGCACCUAGCCAUUCACACAGCUGCCCUUGAGUGCAUCUCAUUCCUAUGGACUGUGUUAUUAGAUAUUGGAUUAUACUACCAAAGAGAUAUUGGUUUCAGUAGAAGAAGAAAACCUUUCAGAGUAUCACUGCUUCUCCCGGACGCUCCAGCUUUGCCCCACCCCCUGGGAAUUUUCUUUCAGAAAGGGCUGCUCUCCUAGUGACUUGGAUUUAGAGCCACAGACCAGUGUGCAGCUUCUAUACGUCUCAAAAGGGCAAAUUUUCAAUUCCCCCUGCACUGUGGGAAGGAGAGGUGGGGUUACUUAAAGCCUUCUGCAUGCAUUUGUAAAUAAAAUUUCCCCUUCAGAUAGUUCAGAUGGCUCUCAGUAGCAUCUGUUUAUAAAAGUCAUGGCCUCCACUUACAUUGCUAAACAUGCAGCCAAAAGAAUUAGCAGUCAGAAUUUAAGAGGUACUUCUUUUCCAAGCUUAGUCUUUUAACAGUUUCACUCAUAAGGGUGUUGGAUCCUUCUAGAAAAAAAUCCCAGGACGUGUUUGUCUAAAUGACGUGCAUUUCUCUGAACAGUUUCUAAACUCGUUUUAAAACUAUAACUCAAGGAUUUAAAAGCUUAUUCUAGACACGAAAUUCCUUUUUAUAAUAUUAGUAUUUUUCUGACAGAUUAGCACAAAGGAUAUAAUUGACUUCAAUAUUAUAAUUGUCAUAUAUAUAUAUUUCCAUAAGUAAAUAAAUUUUGAGAAAUUUUUAUUUUUGAACUUUAUUUAAAGCAUUUGUGAUAAGAUGUUCAAUUUUUGCAUGUAUGUAGCUUUUGAAGUAAAAAUAAAGUAAAAUAAAUAGGAACGCUAGGCUCAUGUAAUGCUUUCGGGUUUCUAUUGUUUAUGAACACAAAACAUGACA
This is a messenger RNA of Arvicanthis niloticus (Nile rat), 2707 nucleotides long. It is a transcript of the gene Eif4e3, whose product is annotated as eukaryotic translation initiation factor 4E family member 3. Gene Ontology annotation, biological process: translational initiation. The record is from RefSeq and is a predicted model, not a curated record. Gene Ontology annotation, molecular function: RNA 7-methylguanosine cap binding; translation initiation factor activity. Gene Ontology annotation, cellular component: eukaryotic translation initiation factor 4F complex. NCBI's taxonomy places the organism in Eukaryota, Metazoa, Chordata, Mammalia, Rodentia, Muridae.